UGCAACGAUACAUGUAACUGUGUCUGAUAACCCCAAUUUCAUCCAAUAUUAGCUUAAUAAUCGUAAGAUAUUAGAUGGAAAGGGAAAAACGGGGGACGUCUAUUUUUCUGUAUACAUACGUUUCUCCUUGUAGAAAAUUCAUACAAAAGAAAAGCGAUUGUAACUACCUAUGUGAAAUCUAGCACAGUGUCUUUAUCCACAUCAAGACAGGACAAAUUCUUUAUAGCAUUCGGGUCCUCGGAGGCCAGCGAAGUGAAGUACACUUUUGCCUGAAGAACAUUCUUAAAAUUCAACAUCAAGGAUCAUUUGCUGGUUGUCGUUUCGUUUCAACAAUAAAAAAUGUAAGGAAAUAUUUGAAACCACGGUUAAACACGUGUAGAGCACUAAAGCAACUUCGCUUUGAUCUUAUUAGGCAGACUUUAGCCCUUGAUAUUUCUAGACUCCACGAAAAGAAAUGUUGAAAAGAAUUCGUUGCCAGGUGCAGCCCUUAUUAACAGUGAAGAUGAUGCGGGUCAUUUAAUGACUCACUCUCGUAGUCUUUUGGCGUCAUUUUGGCUUUUCAGUGCCUCUUUGGCUUUUCGGUGAUUUUUUUGUGUCUUAAUGUGCUAUUUUUAUUUCUUUGGUGUCUUUGUUUUUUUUUUGUUGUUUUUUGGGUAUCUUUUUGGUCUUUUGGUCCCUUAAGGCCUUUCUAGUUUUCUAGUGUCGCAUAUGCAACCGAAAUUCACGUUUGAACAUAUCUGUUUCUAUAUUGUACUUAGUUAAUAGCGAUUCAUUCACAAGCAGUUUCAGCAAAGAUUGUGUCCAAAUCUUUUAUACAUCAUUUAACCUGAAAAUUACCAUUUUUUGGAGAUAUCUUGCAACUUCUUUUUAUUUUGUUAGCCUACUCGCUGCAGCGGUACCAAUCUCUGUGUAUCAUUAAAUGAGUUUAGCAAAGAGAACACGGAUCUUACCGGACCGUAGAACACAGUACUAAGAUAAUCUGAAUUUACUGUGCGACCAAACUGCUUAAAAGAUUGCUAUCAAAUGGCAAACUACGACUUGCCCUUACAGGUUUAUACUAAGUAGCAAAAAAUUAUAAGUGUAAUCCUAUCUUGAAAAUUAUUCCUUAUAGCUAAAUAAGAGUACGUCCUUGCAAGCAGCUUCAUAUGUAAAUGUUAACUAUUUCAAUAUGACAUUUCCCACUUUCAAUAGAAACGCUUCAUAUUACAAUUCUAUAAUCCGACAAAUAUCAUGUCAUUUAUGUAUGAUUGAAUAAACAAAUAUGAACACGCCCGCUGGAAUUGGGUUGAUUAUUUUUUUAACACUAGUCGAUUAGAUAGCACCCCACGUAUUAUCCUGAACCGCAACUUCACUGCUUUUUUUUGUAACAACACUAUUCUAGUACUAUUAUUAACUUCAGAGUCACCGGGAUGGCAAAUAGUAAAUCAUGUACUUCGGAGCAUUACCUCAAAUGACGUUUUAGCACGAAGCUGGAACCAAAAAUGGAUGAAAACCUAUCAUCACAUUAUUUUGAUCUUAUAGAAAAAAAAAUGCUAGGGAAAAUCACUCCUUUGUAAAUUACCAACUAAAACUAAAGUUUAGAUCGAUUUGAACAAACUUCACUUAUCUAUAUUUCGAAAACUAGGCGUUCAUGACAGUAAAGUUAUUAUCUUAGAACCACUAGGAUAUUAACUAAGCAAAAACAAUAGUGUUUAGGUUGGAAGGCCUUCUUCGUGAGUAGACCGUUGGCUCUUUCUUUCUUGCAUUUUUAAUUCUUGCUUCUUCAACAUACAAACUUAAACUCUCUAUAAUCAACAUCUAAAUCCUAUAAGGAGCAUGUCUUUAACGUGAAUACGUUCUUUUGGACGAAGCUCAGAAGACACAAAGGAAAAGCUGUGAGCUUAAUACAACCCCAUCCAGAACAAAUCGUUAAAAGAUUUGCUGAUCGGAGGUAAAGAUCCAAACAGAAUUUCAGAAAAACUAUGAACUAAUGCCAAAACUGGCCUAAAAGUACGGAUUCUUAUAAAGUGAACUUAUACGGUAGGCCCAACAAUUUACUAGACUUAAAAACAGAAAUUUCACUAAUAAGCGCGUUUUUCAAACGAAUGAAUUUAAUAACGGUAAACAAUUAUUGGUGGCAAUGAGAAAGAUAAGGUAUACAGAAGCUGACUAUUGAACUUUGAGUCAUAUGCAAUUAGCGUAAAAAUGCUUUUACUCGGAAUUUAACCGGAAAUUAAAAAAAAAAAAAAAAAGUGUAAAAUGAACGUGAUAAUGGAACUAAAAAGAAGCAGUGGUUACAAGUAUCGUGUGAUGAUGAUAGGAGUAAUCGACAGCCUGCAGUGAUUGCGGUAACUCAUUACGUUAUCUUCUAUGUGAACCUGAGCUUCUAAUUUCGAGUUAAUUCACUAACGCUUCUGAGUAAUAGAUUUUCUGUCUAUAAUCAGCAAGCAAGCAAGCAAGCUCUGCCCGAGUCAGUCCGCCUGCAAAAGUAGCAAAUAUUACUAGCGCACCACAUCCCAAAGCAUCCAUCGUUGAAAUACUUGAGCAAUAGACGAUCAUCAAACAAUAAUAAUCACAGCUGAAUUGAAUGACUGAGACUAUCUUCCUUGGCACCGACAUCCGGCGUUCGGUCGUGGCAUCAUCAUCAUCUUCGUGUUGUUAUUAGCGGUACUCCACGUGCGUAAGUGACAAACGUCGAACAAAGACGAUUCUUCACGACCGACCGAACGUAAAUGUGUACUAUUGGACAGCUGUAACGGUGGCGCUUCUUUCAUUACUAUUAACAUUUGUUCAUAGUCGCGCCUAUCCUAUCUCUAGUCCGCCGAAGUAGCUACAGCAGCCCAAAAAAAAGAUAUAUUCGAUGCCCGAUCGACGUACACCCCCUUUCUGUUUCCAUAAAUCCUGUUCUUUUUCGUCUAACUGUGAAUUUGUGCGUGGCAGUUGUAAUAUUAAGGGCAGUAGCAGUCAAUGUUGUUGUAGUGGAAACGGCGUCACACAGCGGGGUAUCCAUAACCACCAUCUGCCCCCCCGACUGCUGUAGUUAACUGGUAGUCGAGUGGAGCGUCUACUGAAAGUGUAGUCUUUAGCUGCUGAAACAAAGCUGGCGGCAAUAACAACAACAACAGCAACGGCAAAUAUAGCAGUUCUCAAGACCAACACGCCAGCGGCAUGACGAGCUACCGCUGUUAUUCGUUGACAUGCCCUAGCCGUUGAAUUGCUGCCGUUGACGCCGUCAGCACAGGCGCCGGAUCAGAGUGAAUGGCCACUCUCCAACGUCGCAGUCGCAACGCGCGUCAUAGUCGUCUAGAACAGCCGUCAAUACUUCGUUCUGCUAUAGGAGCAGAACUCAAACGGCUGCUACGGUCGCUGCGGCGUUAGGGGCCGCGGACACUAAACUGAUGCCCGGCGUUUCUUCCGUUGGCGCGGCUGUUCAAGCUGUUGCCGCCAAUAGUGAGGAGUUUUUAGAGGCAGGUGAACGUAUACACUGGCGGGUAGGCCUUUUCAGCUUUUCGAGCAGCAAUAAUCACGACUUGACGUGACAUUGCACUCUGCUAUUACUAUUCCCAUCGACCACCACCAUUUGCAGGACUGCUAUCGGCGGCAGCUCGACGCCACAGACAGAGUGGCCGACCAGAGCAAGACGGAGUGAAUGACGCGAAAGCUGAACCACACCUUAGAAAGCCGUAGCUGAUGUAUGGGCUUUCCCGCCAUUGUACAUCCGUUGGAUUGUGUGCCGUAUUUGUGCAUUGAAGUGACGACGCAUUAAGACUACCUGCUUACGAACACUCCCGUGCAGUAGCCAACUUCUCGAGCCGUUACGAUUCGGGUGUUUGGCUAUGUUUCUAUGUGCGGUAUGCAUGUGUCUCUGGCAGACCUGCUUAAAAAUUGUUUCCGUGUUCUCCACUCGGUCCUCACGUCUAACUUCAGAAGGCUAACUUUUUUUCAGAACGAAAAGGAAUCUGUCUGUGCCUGAAUUUGAACACAAAACAAUACAUUUCGUUAUACUUAUCAGGUAGACCGGCUACCCGCUGGGCUACCACCAGAACACAGCGCACUAACGUACGGCACUCACCAACCUGGAAAUGGUUUCACAACAAAAUGCUGUUGGGUGACAUGCUAAUUGCGUCCUGUGAGGUGAGUGAGACAUGAAACAGAUUUCAUUUUCGUUUGGAAUAGCGAGAAAAGAGAAGCGCAGGGAGAGACGGAGAGAGAUGUUCGUAGAGCCGCCUCUCAUGGGUGUCUGUGGCAAUAGGACCAUUGAACGCCAGCGGCGUCGCUUCUCGAAUAUGGUUGUUGAGUAUAGCAUGACGCCACAACAUCAGCAGUGGUAUUUGUGGAGUUGACUUACUGGAGCAGUAAUGGCCAACCGUCAUCAUCAGUAGCGCCGCAAAAUCGAGAAAGAUGACGGCAAAAGCCAGCUUCUGUCGGGAAGCCGUUCUCGAAUGGCUUAGCACUUAGGCCCGUGUGAACACACGGCCUCUGCUGGCGCUAACGUAGCGGUAGGAAAAACAGGCAGCAGACUGCACUGGGAUCCACAUUGUCACCGGAAUGUUCUGCGAGCGAUGACAACAUUAUACAGGCAGUACAAUUACUAUGUCAUCGGUACAUAUUUCAUCCUGCUUCCACUAAUUCGUCCGUCUGUCUGUCUGUCUGUCCAAUUGUUCAGUAGCAGCCCGUCAUUCGACGAUUCAAACUACAGUUUGUGCUUUUUUUUUUGAGUGAAGUAGAGUGACUGAGUGCGAAGUGAAGGGGGCAUACCGGAUGUGUGGUGUGGAGCUCAUUAAGGAUGUAGUCCGACUAUAUAUUAUGUAAGCCGUAUCUUGUCGUUGUUGCUGGCAUAGCUACAGUGUGCGAACGCUUCUAAGUAAUACUCGGUGAUUGCCGUCACAAGAUAUUCUGAUAGCUAGCUCAUACAAUAUGUAUCGAGCCAAUUCUUGGCGGACCGAUGGACGCGUCCAUUACGAUAGAAUCGAGCGUAAGUUAUUUGUUUUUCCUUCUUAGCAAGCGUAACUGUGCAGAACGGACAAGUUCGAAAAUAGUGUGUUUUCAAUACAGCGUAUCUAGCACGCACGUACUGGCUAACUUAGUGGACAAGCGAAAUUGUUAGGAGUUAUACAUGCGCCGCCGAAUACUAGUCGUAACAGGGUAACUUACAUUUAAGAGCCAAUCAGCACAAAAACUAGUCCCGCUUAACUAGCAGCGUAACAAGAACGAUACGUUGAAUAAUAAAAUUAUUUUUAUUUAUUUCCUGCAUCGCGGUAGUAUUUCUGUUUGGCCAAGCGCGUGUUGGUAUCACAUCAUUAAUCGAUAGCUGGAUGCCGGAACGGAAGCGGACGCUCGUCUUAGACGACUGCCUGAAGCGCGUCGUUCUGCAUGAAAUUCGUGAGGAGAUUGAUCUCAUUAGGCGUCUUCGUAUGUGAGUUCAUCACGAGCAUGUACUUGCAUAGAUCGGUUGAGAUCUCUAAUGGACAGUAAAAGACGAUUUAACAGUCCCGGCUCUAAUUAUUAAUGUACAAGAUAUGCUCCAUUUUUAUCGCUAGGAUAUGAACAGGAAGACGUUCUCGAUGACUAAACACCAAGAAGAGGAAAUGAAUGGGGAUGAAUUUUAGAUUGAGCAUUGAAGCUGCCGACAAAAGUUCGCACACACGGCCUCACGGAGCUUUGUUUUUGUUUAACGUAUGCGACAGGGAUUCCUUCCUCUAUAUGAUUGCCCUUUUGCAGAAGCUGAAGCCGGUCUUCAAUAGUAAUACGAUCAGAUACCUUGUCGGAACGCAACGGGACCAACGAAGCGGAAAUGUAGACGAGCCUAAUGAGACGAAUAUUGAAGAAGCCGUCACGCUAGCAGUGAAAAACCUCAUGAGGUAUCGUGAGACAUCUGCUACAACCAGUGAAGGUGUACAGGGUGCUUUCAUGUCAGUCAUUUAUGAUGUUCACCGCCUAGGAUUACGCUUGGAAGAUCAAAGUUUAAUUAGAAACUUGGGAAGCUUUGUAUCCCUUCCACGCAUGAAAGAGGACAUCCUUAUAAACUUUAGCCGAAAGUUAUCACUUGACAGUGAUAGUUCAGAGUAUGCCAGUGAAUUAAGCUGUGCAGAAUGCGAUAUUAACGAUUUCGUCAAUAGUCCUGAUGUUGGCUUAGACGAGAGUGCCAUGGACGAGGCCGCCGUAGACCGAAUCGCCUCAGAAGACCAGAGAGUAGACGAUUUAGAAAUCUCUAGUAAAGACAAUACAUGUUACCGACUUUGACCACCCCUCCUGAUAUCCUUACCGAUUACACACUCAGUAUACAAUCAGGUAUACAUUUUCAAGCCGGACCUUGCCUAACUCUAAGGUACCAGAGCAAACAGCACACGAUAAGCGCUCGUGCUACUGGAAAAGAAAGGAAAGGCCGAACUUUUGCGUAAUCGUUUUCUUGAGCAUGAUGGGUCAUCUGUCGUAAUAUAGUACUUAUUAGUCAUGUGCUUUCGAGAGUCGUCGUUGUUGUUGAGAUAAAGAGCCUCGAGCGUUUAUGGUGCGAUAUCUCUAUUAGAAAGUUUAUUUACAAACUCUCUUUAAUAAUAAUAAUAAUAAUAAUAAUAAUAAAAAAAAACUCUUUAUUCGUGUAUGAAGGUAAAUGUUGUGAUGUGUUUCCCUGAUGUGUACGUAGUGAAGGAACUUCUAGCUUACAUGUAGAAUACUCUAACCAAGCUAUUUGUCUCGGAUUGACAUAUCCGGCCUGAACCGUCUGUCAUUCUAUUCAGUUUCUUCAUAGUAACUGCAUAUUCUGCGUUCUGAUGUGACUGGCUGAUGGAAAAAGGCUACAUCGUAUGUAAGCAAAGGCUGAUGCUAUUCUGUGGAAAAUAAGUUAGCUAGGUUUAGGUUGUUCAAUAAAGCUAUGGUGGCUGGCAGUAUUUUGAAGGUUUUUAUAGGACUACGUUCCCAACUUUGAAGGCUUGAGGCGUCACGUGUUACUAUGAAAUGUUUAAUAAAUUACUAGACUCCAAUCAAGCCAAAAUAAUAUCUGUUCAGUUGAUCUAAUUAACUAAACGCAUAACUUAACUUAAGUCUUGAGAGAGUCAUCGGAUCUUCAGACCGAUCAUUAGAACUGAGCUAAAAAAUAUUACGGUCGGUUUAGAUGGACAUUCGAAAGUGUUAUUGGGCUGGAACUUUAUCUUGGAAUAUGUGGCGUUAACAUUAUUGCCAUCGUCAUGCUUGCAUCAUUUUCAUAGCCAUUGGAUUUAUUGACUUAAGUUGAAAUUUGGGCAAAUUCGUUAGAAGACUCCACGUAUUAUGCCUAUACUAAAGAAUCAUUGGUCACCUCUACUGUCACCAACUAUGCUUGCCAACUAUAUUGAUCAUCGGGCACGUGGACAAUACUUGGGUUGUGACAAACGGCACUCAUUUAAUAAAGUUUUGCUAUGACAUAGCACGCGGGAGCUUGUUCAAUUAUAUUACUAGGGACGGACAUUUGUUCUGUUUGGCAAAGGCACAUGAAUUUAAAUAAUUCUUUCACUGGAGUUUUGAAAAAAAAAAUAGCUGAAAUACAAAGAAACACACUUCAGACAAUCGUUGCAUCUUCAUGUUUAUACCAAAGACCUUCAGUUCCGACUAUAAUAUUCGUUUGCUUGUUUUAGCCCAGUAGAGUAAACACGUCACGUGUACUCUUGAGUGAAAUUAGUGAAUAUGUAUGGGUAAGGUGUCUGAAAGAGCGAAAUGACACAGAAAAAUAGACAGGCCAAAUUCGAUUUUGCCUAUCACAGCUAAGAAAUUUACAAACGGCUUGAAUUUAUUUGGCAUUCUACAAGUAGUCCUAUGCGUGCGACAGUUCUAUAAAUGCCUGAAGGUACCGUUUAUACAUAUGAGGAUAAAUGAUUAUAUGGCUAGCAAGUGCGUGUUAUUGUGUUUCUUCGUUGUAGUCCAACGCUCCGCGUCACUAACUAGUAAUUAUAUGAGAUUAUCUCUUUCACUUCGCCACUUCAAAUUCAAGAAUAUGGCUAUCUUUCCUUUUUGUAUAUAGAGUUCUAUAGAUCUAUAUCUGCACAUCACGGAAUUACGUUCUACAGAUCAUUUGAAUGUUCUCUAACUGCCCACUUUGGUGUCUUAAUUAAUGCAGUUUAAGGCGCUCUGAACAAUAACUGGGUCAAAAUACAAGUUUGAUUAACAUUGGGGUAUCCCAAUGUUAAUCAAAGGUCAACGAUUUUGUUGAUCUUCUAGAAUUAGCGAUGUGAACGGUUGAACUGGUCCAUCUUUAGAUCUAUAUUCCCUCCCAUACGUCUUUUUAUAUUUGUAUCUAUUCUGUUAGCCUCAGUUUAGCACUAACUGUGGGUGUACGCAGAGUGCUAUUAGGAUAGAUCAAUUAGCUCUCUCAAGCUAAAACUCGUGCAUUUAUCUUACUAACGUAGGUAAAUCAGCCUUCUUCAAGCAGAGAGUCACACACUUUUUCACACAGACAAGUUGUACGCGCGUCAGUCUUUCAUCUUGGACGAUCUGCCCCUUUAUGCUGCAUUGUAACGCAGGCAUGCGAGGAAUUUUCUUGGCCCGUUGAUCGUAGCUGACCGAAGUGGACCUCGCUCGAUGGAUUUUUGUGGACGUUGUCCACCGCCAAUCUAAACGUCGUUUACUUUCACUUGUGUACUUUUAUCGGUGAACGACGCUCCACGUACUUUUGUCAAAGACAUGUAUCUUUCAGUUACAUUUAUACGAAGCUAACUGUUCACGCUUCUGUCAUAAGGACUAACAUUGUGAAGCUUCUAUCCUUAGCUAAGAUGUAUGACCAGUUGUGUAUGGUGGCAACGGAGCAGUGCGUGCGGUUGGUACUGGAUGGUUUGGCAGGCAACGCUUCGUUUCGAAUGACUCAUAUGGUCUUGGGAGACCCAGCAGGAGAACCGCCCGGCGUUAUUUGUUUGCUGCAGAAAUUAUGUUUACCAUAUAACCUCACAGACAGCUAAUAUUCCCGCAGUCGUGUCCGUCUUC
Molecule: messenger RNA, 8928 nt
Organism: Varroa destructor (honeybee mite)
Lineage: Eukaryota; Metazoa; Arthropoda; Arachnida; Mesostigmata; Varroidae
Product: ras-related protein Rab-18-B-like
Molecular function (GO): GTPase activity; GTP binding
Source: RefSeq, a predicted model, not a curated record